GAAAGGAAUGAAGUGAAAAUCCGUGCGAUGGUUCGAACGAAGGCAGAGACCGGUGUUGAAAUGGAGGCGCUGACAGCAGUGGGCGUUGCUGCGUUGACAUUGUACGAUAUGUGUAAGGCGAUCACUCAUAAAAUGGAAAUUUCUGAUGUUAGACUGGUGGGUAAACAUGGUGGGAAGCGGGAUUUCGGGCAGACGGAACUCUGA
Messenger RNA from Anisakis simplex (herring worm), 204 nucleotides. Lineage: Eukaryota; Metazoa; Nematoda; Chromadorea; Rhabditida; Anisakidae. The record is from the annotation of a GenBank genome assembly.